AUGAGGACAAUGCAAAAUGCCUGCAUAAUAUGCCACAAGAAAAAGAUCAAAUGCGACCUGGCCAGUCGGCGCCCAUGCUCCAAUUGUUACAGGGCCGGGAAGGAAUGCGUGAUGUAUACCAGGAAGCGCAAGCGAUACACGAACAGUCUCUCACCUCGUGAGAGCGCGGAACCGCAGCAUAACCAGAACGAUAUAACUCUAACACAAAGCUAUACAGCACAGACACCAGCCACGCAAAGAUCCAGAAAAAAUGAUAUGAUUGAAACCUAUCGCGGCCGGGACCGCUACCUAGGACGGCACGUGUCCUUCGACGAAGCAAUCGCCUCGCCUGACCAGCAAGACUCAGGACCAGAGUCAGGAUCAGGGUCCAGACUCUCGCCGUUGGAUCUUGAGCUUCUCACGCACCAAGGCGCAUUCCAAUUACCACCGAAAUCAGUGCAGGAUGAUUAUAUAGCGACUUAUAUGCAGUAUUGCAAUGUAUGGACGCCAAUUGUUGAACGUGAAUGGCUUCAUGGUCAAUCGGUGUCCUACCUCCUUCUUCAAUCCAUACUACUAGCAGCAAGCCGUGUGACGAAGCAGCCCAGUACCCAUGGAACGAGUGCGGAUUUCUACCGCCGCGCAAAAUUACUAUUUUUCUUUGGGCAUGAGCGAAAUCCGCUUAUUUCUAUUGUCAGCGCGGUGCUGCUGCAUUGGUAUAAUCCCGUCGGACCGGAGAUGAUAUCGACUGAUACGAGUGGGUUUUGGUUAAGAACUGCGGAGGCAAUCGCGUUUCAGAUUGGAUUGCAUAAGGAGCCGGCACCGGGUUCUGGCACAGUUGAGAGCAAGAGGAAGAGGGCGUUGAAGAGGAGGUUGUGGUGGACUUUAGUCGUCCGAGAUUGUAUUAUUUCAGCUGGUGUUGGACGGCCUCGGACUAUAAACCUUUGUGAUAGUGAUGUGUUUCCUCCGUCGCUGGAUGACUUUGAUAAAGACGAGGAUACAACGAGACCUCGGCUAUUUCUCGUCUACGCAUCAAUAUGCCAGCUUCUAGGGGAUAUUGUGGAAAGCUGUCUGCGUCCUCAACAACAACCCAAUCAACACCAUAAAUCCCUCGAGAACGCGCUCUACCGCUGGGUCAAACAGGACUUCCGAAAUAUAACUACCCUCAUUCCUGGUUCAUCAUUGCAAUACACUCUUGAAGCCCGACAGAUCAUGCUCACGUACUUUGCGAACCUAAUUAUCCUCGACCGCACACCGACAUCCGACGGGGUUCCAUCUGCCAGGUCUUUGGUCGCGUCAUCGUUCAUUUCAGGUAUAUACAAGGAAUUCCUAUCUCGCGACGAGCUCUCUCGCCUAGGACCUAUUUUUGCUUUCUACGCUUUGUGUGCAGGACUUGCGUUGAUCCCCGCGAUCCGGUUCCCCAUUGUACGGGGUACGGCUAUUGAGGAAUUACAGACGUUGAUAAAUUCUCUACGACUUCUUUCGAAACAAUGGGGCUCUGCAUUUGGCGCACUGCGUGCGUUACAGAGGCUUGGGGGUGAGAUAAGCCAGCAGCCGAAUAGGGAGGAUCCGGUUCCGGUGUUGAAGGAGGAGAUGGUACCAUUCUUUGAAGAUUUCGGGAAGGGGUUGUGUCGGCAGUGGAAUGUGUUUUUUGGUGGCGAGGAGAUGGCGGUGACAGGGAUGGUUCCGCAGGGGAUGUUGAAUAAUCUUGCGCUCGAAACUGAGCUGCCAUCCCUCGGUCAUGCUGGGACUGGGACUGCGACUGUGGAUGUAUUGCUGCAGUCAGCCGGUAAGACGGACUUUGGAGGUUUGGACCUGUUGAGUGGGAAUUGGGAGGGUGUUGGAUUUGAUUGGAGCGGGUCUUGGUUAUUAGACAAUGUAAUAUCACAUAUCAACUGA
This is a messenger RNA of Aspergillus chevalieri, 1875 nucleotides long. RefSeq names its product transcription factor domain-containing protein. Gene Ontology annotation, biological process: DNA-templated transcription; regulation of DNA-templated transcription. Gene Ontology annotation, molecular function: DNA binding; DNA-binding transcription factor activity, RNA polymerase II-specific; zinc ion binding. The coding region runs from base 1 to 1875 and encodes 624 amino acids. The record is from RefSeq and is a predicted model, not a curated record. The transcript has 4 exons. Lineage: Eukaryota; Fungi; Ascomycota; Eurotiomycetes; Eurotiales; Aspergillaceae.